This is a messenger RNA of Boeremia exigua, 1308 nucleotides long. RefSeq lists its product as uncharacterized. Bases 204 to 1226 code for a protein of 340 amino acids. The record is from RefSeq and is a predicted model, not a curated record. Lineage: Eukaryota; Fungi; Ascomycota; Dothideomycetes; Pleosporales; Didymellaceae. The transcript has a single exon.
CGCUAGAGAAGAAACGGUUUGGCUCAGCCCUACAGCGACCGCUGCAUCAUCGGUUAUUGUACCUCUCGCGACACUUGCGCAACCACGCACACUCGUAGUCACCACAGCUCUACGCUUGGGCUAUGCAGUAGAUCUCAUUGCAUCCCUUGGGACGUCCUCAGCAUACCCGCAAAGUAGUCGAAGGGCAGAAGCCCCACGAUAUCAUGGGUGCUAUUCUGUCUCUCCCAAUCACUCUUCUAAAUUUCCUUCUACCUUUUACAAAGCCGGGCACGCCAAUUUUACAAGAUCUCAUCCAUACCGCAAUCCUCUGCGGAACGCUCUAUUAUGCCCCACAAAUCGCGGAAUGGUACAACACACAGCAGCCGGGACAUAACACAGGCAGCAUAGACCAGGAUGAAAUCCACGAUCAAGCACACGAGACGCAGCGAGUAGCCCCGCACGACACAGAAGAUGCACCCCCCGAAGCUCCGAUACAACAGAACCGCGACGCCUUCCAACCGCAAAUCGAAGACGAAGACGAGGCACCUGUCAUGCAGCCCGGCCCCGCCGACCAGCCACCGCCCCAACAACCCGCCGACUUUGGCCCAGCAGAAGGCGAAGCCGGCCCCGCAAACUUCAACGAGCGCCCGCGCGCGACCCCCGGGAAUCGCGCUGUCGGCGCUAAGAAAGCCAAAUCACUCGCUCGCAAAGACCAGCGGCGCGCAUACCACGAGUUUCAUCGGCAGGAGGCUGAGCUGCGCCGUCUGCAGGAGGCGGAGGGCAAGGAAGAGCGCGAGGCUGCGCUUGCAGCGGAGAAGGCACGCAGGGCGGCGGCUGAGGCGGAGAUUGUGGAGCGUGAGAAGAAGGAGAGAGAAGAGCAGAAGAGAGAGAGGGAGAGGGAGGCUGACGAGGAGGCUGAGAGGAGGGAACGGGUUGUGGACAUCGUCAGAGAGGAGGUCGAAGCGAGGGGCGCCGUGAACUUGGUGGAUAUUGCGUGGAAAGAAGGGAAGGAUCAGCUGUGGCUUGAGAGACUCGUGAGGGCGAGUGGGCUACUAGCGCAGCUGGGGGCAGACGGGGUGAAGAUCGUGAUAACGAGUCAAGGCUGGUUGGUCAAAGUUGACCAGGAGCUUUUGCAGCAGGCGCACGCGGAAGCAGAAAAGUAUGGUGACGAGCAUGAGGGGCAUGUGGGGUUUGAGGAUUUUGGGUCGAUGCUAGAGAGGGCUGUGCGGGCGAGGGGUGGAUUCUGAAAUCCGAAGGCCUAUAGGCUUAAAAGCAAGAUACACACGCAUAUAGAAUCAUGAGAUACGAAUCAAUUGUACAAACCGGCCA